This is a messenger RNA of Cokeromyces recurvatus, 845 nucleotides long. RefSeq lists its product as uncharacterized. Lineage: Eukaryota; Fungi; Mucoromycota; Mucoromycetes; Mucorales; Mucoraceae. The coding region runs from base 4 to 678 and encodes 224 amino acids. The transcript has a single exon. The record is from RefSeq and is a predicted model, not a curated record.
UCGAUGAUGAACCGAUCAAUAAUACUCCAAACAAAAUACCUAGUACGAUCCAUGAAAUUACCUGAUGAUACUUUGCUCUCCAAAUUACUACCCCACUUGGAAACGUCUGCAAGCCACUCACAAUGGUACAAACUGACCAAGAACUCUUUAUGGAGAGAAUGCACCCGCUACUUGGAUGAUCUUACCAAAAGCAAGUUUAAGAGACUACAGCACGACUUUCUACAACAAUAUCAUGAAACACUCUGCACUGGCCCAAAUACUAAGCUGCUUGCCGCCUGUCGUCCAACGUUGACUCUAGAUCCUCUCCUUUGGUUGCCGAUGUCCAAAACCCAACGCAGUCAGGUUAUACGUUGGCGUCUUGGAUGGCUACCUGGUGGUAUACCUCGUCCCUGUAUAUAUCACCCUUUCGAACAUUUUACUCGUCACCAUGCCAUCAUCUGUCUCCACAUGCAUCAUCGGCUGUUAUUACCGACGUCGAUCGAAGAUCCUCUCUCUUUCUUACUGAAUCUCUUGCCUACUAAAAAACCAUCAACCGCACACCUUGCUGCUCCUUGGACGAUUCGAUGGCCAACGAUUUGUACAAUACUUCAUGAGAUGGAUCAUAUCUUCCAUGGAAAACUCCCUCCUGAACCUCCCACUGAUACUGGUGCUUCUCUCGUGAAUUGGUUGCUCAAAUAACAGUGUUCAUACUCCUGCACAAUCGCUGAAUUUUUCCUUUUUUACUAUCAACUUUUAUACUUUUUUCAUUUUCCCUCUUGUCUCUUAAGAGGUUUUUUCUUUCUUAUAUAUACUACUUGAACUGGCUCGGGCAAAAUCGCAGAUGAAAAAUGCACUGUGCCCUCCUG